GAAUUUAUAAUGUUUAAAAACAUGGCUUAAGUUAGGCUUUCCACACCUUCAUGAUGUUGUUGCUAACUACAGACAUUUUGCAUGUUCCAGGCUGGUGCCAUGCUGCGUGUUCAAUCUACCCCUCAGCUCCACGGCAAGCCUGUCUACAAGUCACAGGAAGAGCAAUAUGACGAGAUCCAACUCCUGCGUUACCGAGCGGCCGAUCUCCGGGACGACAAUCAGCUGUUGCGCGGUCAGCUGGCUAAAUGUCGCGAGGAGCUCUCAAAGCGUCACCGAGAGACGGAGAAACGACUGGAGGAGGCCGCCGCCAAGUCAGAGACGGGCAGCACCAGUGGAAUCUGCGGCGGCGGCACCAACACCAGCACCAGUGCCACCGUCACCAGCCUGAAGCUGCGGCUGUUCCGUCUGGAGCAGGUCCUCAAAGAGAAGGAGGAGGAGGUUCGCAGACUGAGGGCCGAUACUCGCACUGUGCGGCUCAAGGAGCUGAAACUGCAGGUGCAGGUGUACUACAGAGAGCUGUUGCGGCUGCGUCGCCAGCUGUCUGAUCGUCGCCGUGACCUGGGCCCCGGCCCGGGACUGGGUCACGGCUCACCCUCCGACCUGGCCCUGGUCACCGGCGAGGCGCGGCGACUGAGAAGGGAGAACCGACGUCUGAAGGCCCAGCUGGGAGACACGGAGACACUGCCUGAGGCAAUCAGAGUUUGGUUCACUGCACUCGGGUAGCACCUCUGUCGUCUUGGCUAGUGAAACACGAGGGCACCAGCCGGACAGACCUGAUUCUGACGGUGGAGUCUCUCGAGGCUAGCGUGAGACGAUCGGAGGCAGACUAUCAGCUGUUGCUCAAACAAUCGAGUAGACAUCAGAGGGCCAAGGAAGAGCAUGAGCGCCAGAGGCAGAGGGAAGAGCGGCGGAGAGAGGAAGAGGAGCGGCGGAGAGAGUCGGCAGAGCGGGAGAGAGAGCAGUACCGCUCUGCCGUUCAGAGGUGGAAACGGGAGAGCCAGGCGGCUGAUGCCAGUCUGCAACGUCAGAACGCCGAGCUGCUGAGUCGCGUGGAGCACCUCCAGGAGGAGCUCCUGCGCGUCUCCUCCAGUCCUCUGACACCGUCCUCCUCCCAGACCCCCCGUCGGGUCCU
Molecule: messenger RNA, 1132 nt
Organism: Amphibalanus amphitrite
Lineage: Eukaryota; Metazoa; Arthropoda; Thecostraca; Balanomorpha; Balanidae
Product: IQ domain-containing protein E-like
Exons: 8
Coding region: 82-723 (213 amino acids)
Source: RefSeq, a predicted model, not a curated record